AUCUCGCACACGCCAGACACGCAAGCUCACUCCGCUCAGGAUUCUGAAAUGCGCCCCACCGUCGCUCUUCCAGCUCUUGCACUUUAGUUUCUCCUUGCCUCCUCCGCGACGAGUGCCCGCACCCAACAGCAGCCACCGGAAACCAUCCUCGUUGUCGCUCACCCUCAAGCUGCGCUCCGCUUGCACACCAUGCCUCCAGCGGCAGCCUCCCGGUCUGCGAACGGUGCUACAGCUCCAGAUCGUCGCCAGUCGACUCGUCAGGGACGUACGACGAUCCGCCCUACCAACUAUUAUGCUCGUACUUUUGCUGGACGACUCGCCGCCAACGGGAUGGAGCAGACUCCCGAAGCUGCCAAUACCUCCACCGGCUUCUGCCCCGCCCUCACACACUUUACACAGGCUGUUGAUGCCUUUCCAAAAGAGCUGAUCAAGCAUUUUUCCAUGUUCAAAGAGGUCGAGGCUAAAAUGAAUGAACCGGAACAUGUACUCAAGCUUCUGCUCGAUGAAAUCGCUCAAAUGCCGGUUCCCGUCCGCGAUCAGCAGCGUGAUCCUGCUUCCAAUGGCAAUGCCGCCGAAACCAGUGCCAGCGCAAGCGUUAAUGGCUCUGUCAUGCAAGACCCCGCUGCUCAAUACAAACUGCUCUUUCCAGAAGACUUCAAUACUCUUCCGCCUGACGAACAGGCCGACCUCAAGAAGCGCCAGGUUUUUUUUCGUUUACGUAUGGUCAUUGUGAGCAUGCUCCCUACGCUCGAUGAAAAAUUGGUGGUGCUAGGUGGCGCCAAAGCCACGAAGGAUAAAGGACUCGCGCGCAUGAACAAUUCCUUUGCGCGUUUAGACGAUGAAAUCAGCGAAGAGGCACGAUACGGAAGCCUCACGCACUGGGCAUACGCAGAUAAGGAAGAGAAGAAAAAGGGCGGCGCAUCCCACGAGCGGCAACGAAGAGAGGUAGUGUCGGCCAACAAUCUGGCUGCCGCUGCCCAGCAUGUACACGAUGCCGACUCUAUUGCAGCAAAGAGUGAGGCUCGACGUGAGGCCAUGGUUGCAAAGCGAGGCCGCAACAACCACGCUGACUCUGACUUUGACGACCGACCAGCGAAGAAACCACAGAAGCGCAAGGCGGUAGCAGCGGAAACAGCGGGCGAUGGGCGCAGUGUAGGGCUAGGCAUCACCAAUGGCAAUGUAUCCCAAGGCAAGAGGAAGAAGACGGAAAAGGCUCUCGCGGCGGCAGCAGCCGCCGCAGCACCUGCCAUGGAAAGAUCCCUCAGCGGUGCCCUGAAAGCUGCAGGAUCUGGUGGGCGAGGAGGUGUAAGCCCAAGAGCGACACCAGGUGCAGAGGGGGGCGGCACAGGCAAACGGAAACCUCGGGGUGCACCUACUGCGGCGCAGCGAAAGCAUGCUGUGCCAGCAUAUUCACCUCCACCAGCAUCAUCGCCCAUCACGUCCACCUUUUCCCUCCCCAAAUCUGUCAUCGCUAAUACGGAACGCCCUACAGCUUCACGGGCAAGGAAGAAUUCGACGGCGACAUCCGUGGCUUCAGCAGCCCCAGACGCCCUCAUGGGCCAGCGCCCCUCAUCAUCACACUCAGUGGUCCAGCCGGCUAAUAGCAAUGCUAUCACGGAGCUCGAACAAGCAGCUAGCAUGAACCCGCAAAACACCUCCACCAAGGACGCGUCAACGCCAAAGGAAACCACCGAGCUUCCCUCGCUUGAAUCGUUGCCCACUACAACGCUGAAGCAUGAGGAGGCAGAAGCUCAAGAAGCCGAUAACACUGAGCCGGACGUCCCUACGCCAGCCCCUAUGACCAGUCGUGCAGGACGAGCAUCCAAAACUGCCACUCCAGUGGUGGGCACGUUUCCCGAGAUACCCAUGGCGAGGAGUCGCAGCACACGGAAGGCCAACAACGGCAACAGCAACUCAAACACAUCGUCCGAGAAUAACAGCAUGACGACCGGUACUGUUUCCAAACGUGGGCCCAAGAAGAGUGCGCCGACUACUAGUAAUGCCGUGGCACAGUCUCCAGUCUUGGAACCUACGACCGAAGUCAAGUCCACUGCACAGUCGUCACGAGCAAGCUCGAUAGCGCCCGAACAAGAGUCACAAGAAUCAGAGGUGGACGGCGAAGAACCCCUGUAUUGCUACUGCAACCAAGUAUCAUUCGGCAAUAUGAUUGCAUGCGACAACGACUCGUGCCCCCGCGAGUGGUUCCAUCUGCCCUGCGUCAAACUCGACCGAGCACCCAGCGGCAGAGCGAAGUGGUUCUGCAGCCCCGAGUGCCGAGAAGCGCACGCAAAGGGCAAGGCAGCCAAGGGCGGGCGACCGAGCAGUAGUAGGCAAUAG
Messenger RNA from Periconia digitata, 2337 nucleotides. The record is from the annotation of a GenBank genome assembly. NCBI's taxonomy places the organism in Eukaryota, Fungi, Ascomycota, Dothideomycetes, Pleosporales, Periconiaceae.